AUGCGAGCAGCAGCGGCCGCCCGAGCGGGGCCCGCUCCUCCGCCGCCCGAGGGGAACGCGAGACGACGCCCGCGCAAUGCUGGAGGAGCCGGAAUAGCUAAGAAACUGGUCAGAGGCUCUGCAGAGAAGAACAAGAUGAAACUGCAAAGGGAUGAGCAGCGUCUGUGGAGGCAGCUGAAGCUCCGGGCCGAGGAGGAGGAGAAGGAGAAGCUGAGGGAGGAGGCCGAGAGGGCCAAGGAGGAGGCCAGGAAGAAGAGGGAGGAGGAGAAGGAGCUGAAGGAGAAGGAGCGGCGGGAGAAGCGGGAGAAGGAUGAGGAGAAGGCGGAGAAGCAGCGGCGCAAGGAGGAGAGACGCAAGGAGCGCCAGGAGGCUUUGGAGGCAAAGCUGGAGGAGAAGCGGAAAAAAGAAGAGGAGAAACGGUUGGGAGAAGAAGAGAAGCGCAUUAAAGCCGAGAAGGCCGAAAUCACGAGGUUCUUCCAGAAACCAAAGACUCCACAGGCCCCCAAGACCCUGGCCGGUUCCUGUGGGAAGUUUGCUCCUUUCAAAAUCAAAGAGCACAUGGUCCUUGCCCCUCGAUGCCGGACUGCCUUUGAUCAAGACCUCUGUGACCAGCUUGACCAGCUUCUCCAGCAGCAGAGCAGCGAGUUUUCCUUCCUGCAAGAUCUGAAAAGCCGGUGGCAGCUCAGAUCUGGGCCCGCUGUGCUGUCUAACCGGAGCACAGACCUCCUUAACAGCGAUGUGGUGAUUGUGGAGAGCAGCAAAGUGGACGGCGUUCCUGAGCGGAGAAAGUUUGGCAGGAUGAAGUUCCUGCAGUUCUCUGAGAACCACCGGCCAGCCUACUGGGGCACGUGGAACAAGAAGGCGACAGUCAUCCACCCAAGGGACCCCUGGGCCCAGGACAGGGACCUCCUUGACUACGAGGUGGACAGCGACCAGGAGCGGGAAGAGGAGGAGCCGGGAGAGUCCCUCUCCCACAGCGAAGGGGACGAUGACGAUGACGUGGGAGAGGAUGAGGAUGAUGGUUUCUUCGUACCCCACGGGUACCUGGCUGAGGAUGAAGGAGUAACCGAGGAGUGUGCCGACCCGGAAAGUCACAAGGUGCGCCAGAAACUGAAGGCCAAGGAGUGGGAUGAGUUUCUGGCCAAGGGAAAGAGGUUCCGCAUUCUCCAGCCUGUGAAGAUCGGCUGCAUCUGGGCGGCCGGCAAGGACGGCGGUGCCGACCUGAAGGUGCUGCAACAGUUCACGGCCUGCCUGCUGGAGACUGUGCCCCCCGAGGAAGAGCAGACGCCCAAGGCCUCAAAGAGAGAGAAGAGGGACCAGCAGAUCCUGGCCCAGCUGCUCCCACUGCUGCACGGGAACGUGAAUGGGAGCAAGGUGAUCAUUCGGGAGGUCCAGGAGUGCUGCUGCCGAGGACUGCUCAGCAGGGACGCCGGCAGCCCGGAGCACAGUGCCGCCAGCCCCCCGAGCCCCGGCGCUGCCCGCCCGCAGACCCCUACCGCCGGCGAGGACACAGCCGUGCCCUCCAAGGCGAGGCUCAAGCGGAUUAUUUCUGAGAACUCGGUGUACGAGAAGAGGCCCGACUUCAGGAUGUGCUGGUACGUCCACCCACAGGUGCUGAAGAGCUUCGCCCAGAAGCACCUGCCUGUGUCCUCGGCCACCAGGGAGGACAGUGGCAGCGUUCCCGCCCCGGGGCCCGGCCAGGGUAUGCCCGUCUCACUCAAGAGGAUGUCGGCGGGUAGCAUGUGCAUCACCCAGUUCAUGAAAAAGCGCCAGCACGACGGGCAGGUUGGCACUGGAGACCUGGACGGCUUCCAGGCGGACACAGAGGAGGAGGACGACGAGGAAGGCGACUGUGUGCUCAUGGACAUCUCUGAUGUUGGGGACAUCCAGGCCCCAUGUGGAACCACUUCCGGAGCUGGGGGGUCAGUGGGGAUGGACACCAGUGAGAGCCUCGUGGCCCCCAGCUCGCGUGGCCCGUCCUGAGCUGCCCAAGUGGCCCGUGUAUGUAUGUAGAAUGGUUAGGGUAUUCUCGACGCCUCUCAGAUACUUGAAAGUCCUGACUCCUGUGUAAAGAGCACUUUGUCCUGCUUGGCAGACCUCCCUGGAGGUUUGGAAAGUUUUAUAUAGGAUACUUGGUUAGUUCAUUUUGAUAUUUGUAAAAAAUUUCCCCCCAAAGCUACAUAUUAAUCUGCCAUUUAAUAAAGCAUUAUU
Molecule: messenger RNA, 2211 nt
Organism: Dama dama (fallow deer)
Lineage: Eukaryota; Metazoa; Chordata; Mammalia; Artiodactyla; Cervidae
Product: chromatin assembly factor 1 subunit A-like
Biological process (GO): nucleosome assembly
Cellular component (GO): CAF-1 complex; nucleus
Source: RefSeq, a predicted model, not a curated record